AUGUUCUGUUUAAAAGAAAAAACCGACGGACUGAGUUAUGCCGCAUACAAAAUCUGCAUACCCUAUGCUGCACUGGUUCAGAUUAUUGCCGACAUGAGCGACAUAUGCAGUAACACCCUCUACCUUCGAAUGAAAUAUCCACCCCAGGUUCGUGUGCUAAAAUGGCCUGGUGACGUGCGGUCGAAUGGUUGCUCGAGUAACGCCUUGGCUGACUGCCUAUAUCUACGUGUAACACUACCCAAAAAGAGUGAGGAGGGCCAUGAGGUGAGCUACCUAACUAGCUGCUAUUUCUGCAGGCUCUCUUUGAAGACGUUAUUGGCGGGGACUCAGAAAACACUAAACAGACACACAGACACACAAACAGACACACAGACACACGCAGACACACACACAAACACAGACAUACACACACAGACACACAGACACAAACACCCCCUACAGACACACAAUGACAUACACACAGACAAAAACACAGACACACUCCCUCACAGACACACACAGUGA
Molecule: messenger RNA, 504 nt
Organism: Haemonchus placei
Lineage: Eukaryota; Metazoa; Nematoda; Chromadorea; Rhabditida; Trichostrongylidae
Source: the annotation of a GenBank genome assembly